AUGCGAUCGUCGAGAAGAUCAAGAACCUUGGUGCGGCUCGCCAGGGUUGUUCUGAUGGUCGACAAUACCGCCCUGUUGUCUGGCCAUUGGACUGCGGACACCAAAGACUUUUACAUUCCUGUGGAAUGGGGAGCUUUCGUGCAUCAGGUCAUGUCAGGACAGGCUGCACUAUUGGCAGAGGCGGUUCGAAAAGAUCUUGACACCUUGACGAAGUGUCAUAUGCUACGACCACUAGAAUAUUUUGGUCAACGCUUCGUCCAGGCGCAGUGGAGAGAUUUCGCGGUUGCUCUUGUCUACACUUAUGUCGAUGUCGAACCCCGACCUGGCAAGAUCUGCGCCCUUGGUGCAAUGCAAGGCACCUCAAACGAACCCAUCUUCCCCGAAUGCACUCGGUCCUUCCGUGUGCCGGGAGGCUCUUGCUCCGUCACCUUCUGA
Cladophialophora bantiana CBS 173.52 is the source of this 435-nucleotide messenger RNA. RefSeq lists its product as uncharacterized. The transcript is spliced from 2 exons. NCBI's taxonomy places the organism in Eukaryota, Fungi, Ascomycota, Eurotiomycetes, Chaetothyriales, Herpotrichiellaceae. Bases 1 to 435 code for a protein of 144 amino acids. The record is from RefSeq and is a predicted model, not a curated record.